UCCAGUUCCUCGUCUCUUCUGCAGCUCUGUACGUCCAUCGAGACGCAGAGAUCAGCGUUUCUCUGCUUUAAAUCGAUGAUUUCGUUUUUGAGGAAAAGCAUGGAUUAAACUGUCAGCAUGAACAGCACACCAGGCCAAUGCUGAGUGUCCUGCUAAGUCAAAAGCGGAAGUAUGAUUAGUUUCAUUGGUCACGUCUCAUGCAGGAAAAGACUGCUACACCGCACAAGAUCACUCUGUAAUCGGGUCAUUCCAGGAAUCCAUCACCUGCAUUUAUGCCCAAAUGUUCCUUGUUUCAAGCUAGAGAAGUACACAAGAAUUUGGGAGGCGACAGUGGCAGAAGAGUAAAGUACACAUCCUGUAACUGGAAGGCUGCAGGAUUAGCCCUGCUGUGAUGGGCCGGUCCGGGAGGUGAGCAGCGGGCAGAGUGGGUCCGCCAGGUGAACGCACAGGCAGCUGAGUGAGUUCAGUCCGAGGCUGCCUCAUGUGUUGGGAUUCCUCUGUCUUCUGGCCCCCACUGACCCCCACUCUCCCAGCAUCAGUGGGAUGUCCAAGGUGUGUCUCCUCUUGGCCUUGCUCAUGCUCUCCAGCUGCACAAAGGUCUCAUCUGCUAACUCUCUGGAGCUUGUGAAGGAGCAGUGGAGCAGCUACAAGGACCAAUGCAUGGACUUCAUCAACUCCACACCACCUGCCACAGGGUUGGUGUGUAACCGAACCUUUGAUUUAUAUGCCUGCUGGCCCGAUGGAGUUCCAGGAACAAUUGUCAACAUCACUUGUCCGUGGUUCCUGCCAUGGUAUCACAAAGUUCAGCGGGGUCUGGUCUACAGAGUCUGCAGUGAGGAUGGUAAAUGGGGUCAAAAGAAUACCAGUGAGUGUGAGGACGACCCCCGUGAGCAGCAGUACGGUCGCAUCCUCAGUCAGCUCCGGAUCAUGUAUACGGUGGGCUACUCCCUUUCUCUGGGAGCUCUGCUGCUGGCCCUGGGAGUCCUCAUCAGCUUCAGGAAGCUCCACUGCAUGAGGAACAACAUCCACAUGAACCUGUUUGCUUCCUUCAUCCUGAGAGCUGUGUCCAUUCUGGUCAAAGACGCCCUCCUCACCCUCACUCUGGACCCACGGAGCGGCAGCAGCGCCCGGACACAAGCCUGGGUCAACAUACCGGCUGUGAUGUGGUGCCGUGGUGCCAUGGUGAUGAUGCAGUACAGCGUGAUGGCCAACAACUACUGGCUGCUGGUGGAAGGGAUCUACUUGCACAGCCUUCUUGUCAUCACUGUUUUCAGCGAGAAGAAAUACUUCUACAUUUACCUCGCCAUCGGCUGGGGUGCGCCUCUCAUAUUCGUGUUGCCAUGGAUCACAGUCAAAUAUCUGUACGAGAACGAAGAGUGCUGGGAGAGGAAUAUGAACAUGGGAUAUUGGUGGAUUAUCCGCUCCCCUAUACUGUUUGCUUAUCUGAUCAACUUCUGCAUUUUCAUCAGGAUAAUUAAAAUCCUGAUGUCUAAACUAAGAGCUCACCAGAUGAGAUACACAGACUAUAAGUUCAGACUGGCCAAGUCCACUCUGACUCUCAUCCCACUGCUUGGCAUUCACGCCAUCCUCUUCACCUUCGUCAUCGACGAGUCGGUCCCUAAAGGCUCCAUGCUACGUCUCAUUCGCCUCUUCUGUGACCUCCUGUUCAACUCCUUCCAGGGCCUGCUUGUGGCCAUCUUGUAUUGCUUCGUCAACAAAGAGGUGCAGUCAGAGAUGCUGAAAAAGUGGAAGAGGUGGAAACUGGGGAAGGACAUUGGUGAGGAGUACCGCCACACCCACAGCCAUACUCCUCACAUCAAGAGCGGCAGCGUCGCCACGGGCAAUCUGCUUGACCUCCAUGACAACAACGCCAGCGAUCCAAGCAGCGACUGGCCUCGCCCUCAGAAAGCCAGACCACUGUCCUCCGCCGUGCCUGAGGAGAACCGCAGACUGGUGGUCUCGUACAGCAACGGCACGGGGAGAGGCAAGCCAUCAAAGAGCCGACAUACCCUGCAGUUCACCCUCCAACCUCUAAGAGGCGCCACCAGCCACGCCAGCACUAUGACAGAUGAUAAUUGUUUAGAGGAGCAGGUCCAAUACUGCUCAUAUCGGCAGGAAGGAGAGGAAACCAGUGUUUGAAUUUCAUUACAAAACAUGUCGAGUCAUAAAAUCAAUCCCUACCGUGAACCAAUGUGACGACCUGAACGGGAACAAUUUAGAGAAAAAAAGGACCGCAAGAUUCCCUGACUCAUAUUUUAAACUUCACAUGCUCAAAGCUAUAUUUAUUUGUUUUAGGUGGAACGAUGAACAAAUUGUCAUUGUAACAGUGCAGAAUGUGCACGCAUAUCAUGCAGAAACAUUCAACUCAACACCAAACCUCUUGUGAUUGUGUGAAGCGCCUGGGUUGUGUGUGUGUGUGUGUGUGUGUGUGUGUGUGUGUGUGUGUGUGUGUGUGUGUGUGUGUGUGUGUGUGUGUGUGUGUGUGUGUGUGUGUGUGUGUGUGUGUGUGUGUGUGUGUGUGUGUGUGUGUGUGUGUGUGUGUGUGUGUGUGUGUGUGUGUGUGUGUGUGUGUGUGUGUGUUUGCAGCAGUGGGUGCUUAUUUGUGCUCCUCUUUGGUUUUCUGAGGCUGAGCUGCAGCGUGCUUGACUCAUGACAGCAACAGCAGCAUGGACUUAUUCACCAGAGACGAAGAGAUUGUUGCUCCUAAUGUGGAGAGAAUGUUUGCCGCUCUGAAGAUGUGCUAUGAUGUUUGAAUAACUGUGAUUUGAAACCAACAAUGCCAAAAUACUAUAGAAAUAUUAAUAUAUUACAGAUUUUAAAUGGUUUAUGUUUUGCAUUAAAUCCAUUUUCCCACCCCUGCCUAUCUUUUUUUACACCAGCUACAUGCUUUUGUCCAUUUUAGUCAAAUUUGGACUGAAUUUAAAGAAAAACAAGUGAAAUUAUUUUUGCCACAGUAAUUAGUCUGGAUUACCGCUGAAUUAAAUCUAAAAUAUGAACAAUUAUUUGCUUAUGACUUUCAUCAGGAACACAAUUUGAUUUCACAAUAUUGAAGGCCAAGUUCCCUUAGAAACCACUUUUUUACUUAUUAUUUUGAAAUACGAUCGGUCAUUCUAGCCAUUUCCAGCAUUAGCCGCAGAUAGAAAACAGAUGGGAGACUCUCGGAUUAGAAAAGCCUGACAGAUCUAUGUCGUGUAACAUUCAUGGACUCAACCAUCUUGACUCGACAGGAGUCUGUUGUUGGUUUAGUGUCCAGGAAACGGCAGAGAACGUCUCUGCUAGUAGAAGCUAACUGUUAGCAAUAGCAACUCGACAGAACUCCAUCAGGCUUGUGUUAUUUGCGGGGAUAAAACAUCAACGUUGCAAAGCAAAUUAUGUUAGUGGUAGAGUCGCAUUGCUGUUAGCCAAUCAGAGGUGUCUGGGUAUCUGGAAAUGAAACUCCAAAUCCUGUCAUUUUCAGUUCAUCUCAUCUCUGGCUGACUUUUAUUCCCUCAAACAGGAGUGUGAGCUUUUUCCCCUCAAAGAUCGACUCACAAGGAAUUAAUUUACACUAGAAAUUACUGUGCUGAAAAAAUGAGUCAACUUAGGCUUUAAAAUGUUCCUCCAUAUAAUCAAAGUCACACCAGUAUAGUCAUUUUUCAUGCACCUGUUCCAUUUCUUUGUCCACAUGUGGUCAUAACACACAGGUAUGUAAUGCAGUUUGCUAAAAAUAUUAUCCGGGAAAGUUUUUUUCUCCCAAAAGCAACAGCAUGUGGCCAAUCUAGAGCCGUAAAUAAAUAAUUCACUUAUUUUGUUUUUCAACAUGAAGUUGGGGCUCAAAUAUGACAAUAAAAUAAAAAAUACAAGUUCUUGUUUUUAUUUUUUCCUGCUAUAAUGAGUGAAUAGCUGCGAUGGACUGGCUCUCUGUCCAGGGUGUACCCCGCCUGAUUGCCCAUUGACCGCUGGAGAUAGGCACCGACCCCCCCGCCCCGCGACCCUGCGCGGACAAGCGGGUUCCCAAAAUGGAUGGAUAGAUGGAUGAUGAGUGAAUAGAAGUCAACAUGGAUUUCCACUGAGAAACGUCAAACCUCAUUGUCAGUCAAGCAUGGAAAUUCCUGUUUUUGUGUUGAAGUGUGAACUGUACAUACCGAUGAACGUAACGAAUAGACUGAAGCAGGGUCAAAAGCUGAAAGCAGUGAAAGCAUUACAGUGUUUCAAUUCAUAGCUUUAAUUAUCAAAUCCUGUUUUAAAUUUGAAAAUAACUCCAGUGUCAGAAGGUCUGCAAUGCGAACAAUGUCAGCAAAAAAAAAAAAACAGUAAGUUUUUGGUGAAUGCUCGUUAUGUUUCAAAUGUCUCUGUGAAUAAAAUAUUUUCUGUUAGCAAAGAAAAGUUCUGCAUGUAUCGUGUUUUUUAACAAUGCUGGUCGCAAGGCGGCGUCUUGUGAGGCGUGACAUUGAGAAACACUCAUGGCGUCUCCCCAAAGACACCAAACCCACGCGCUAUGUACUUUAAACGUGAUUUUUAAGGUUAUAAGGUGCAAAGCCACCAAUAUUUUUCAUU
Messenger RNA from Nothobranchius furzeri (turquoise killifish), 4536 nucleotides. The record is from RefSeq and is a predicted model, not a curated record. Lineage: Eukaryota; Metazoa; Chordata; Actinopteri; Cyprinodontiformes; Nothobranchiidae.